AAGGUAUUCAUUCCUUGUGCUGUCUCCAAAAUUCACGCUAGUUGCUCUUUUCAAUUUUUCCAUAAUUCAUCAACAUAAAUAUUUUUAGAUUCAUUACCGGGUCGAAAAAACUAGCCAGAUGUUGUUGCUGCUGAUAACUUUGAUUUUUCUUCAAAAAGGAGGUGCAAUAAGCCUAGAUUUACUGCUUCAAAAUUGGAAUUUUUACCCAUGGAAGUUCCUACCGAAAGGGAAAGCAGAAUGGACUUUCUGCCAAAUGUCUCCAGCUGUCAUCAAUGCUGUCACAGACUCUCACAAUAAGCUCAGAGCAAAGGUUGCCAAACGCAAUCUGAGAAAUGCAUUUUUUGAAGGCAUACCUGGAUCAAAAACUCUUUUCAAGCUGAAGUAUGACUGCACACACGAACAACUUGCACGCGGCACCAUUGGGAACGAUUGUAAACAUUCCAGCAACUACAUGAAAAAAAUAGGAAAAGGAGAAAACUUUAUUAGAUAUAAGGUUGCUAAGAAGCCAAACGUGGCCAAACAAAAGAAACUUUUUGCAAGGGCUGUCGAGAGCUGGAUGAAUACGGUAAAGCGACCUCUAAGUUCAGGCGUGGUGUAUACUGAUACUGAUACGGAACCUUUCGCUAAUAUGAUUUACAACAAGACGCUGAAGUUUGGCUGCUCAUUUUUGUUCUGUGACGAAACGAGAUGGGCUGCUCUCGCAUGCGUCUAUGAUAACAGGCCAAAAAGCGGUAAACCACUGUACUGGGCAGAUUCAAGAAGUAGUACCGGAUGUGAAAGAUCUGAGCCCUGCAAAGAAGUUAUCGGGGGAACAGAUGUAAAUUGCGACACUUUUUCUGGACUUUGUGAUCAGGAUCCUCCCACCUCUCGUAGGUCAAAGUUAUGA
Molecule: messenger RNA, 886 nt
Organism: Cylicocyclus nassatus
Lineage: Eukaryota; Metazoa; Nematoda; Chromadorea; Rhabditida; Strongylidae
Source: the annotation of a GenBank genome assembly